ACCACUUCUAGAACCUUCCCACAGGGGUCGCUCUUCUCCUUUUCAGACUCUGGGGCCGCUGCUCACCAGAGAUCCUCCCCGAAGCCGUGGUCGCCACAGGCUCAGAGGAGACAAAGUUCUAGAAGGCAGAUCCAAUGCAGGUAACAUCAAAGGCUGGUGGAGUGAACACAUCUGACAUGAGGCUCCUGCUGGCUUUGUUCCUGUUCGUGGCCCUGAGCCUGGGCCUGCAGCAUGUGGAGACAGAUAACCGGACCAAAAGGCAAGAUGCUCUUAUGUGUCACAUCUGUGAAAGUGAGAAUAACUUUGGCUGUUCAAACCGGGGGAAUUGUGCAGUACAUGAAAAGUAUUGUGUAAUCGUUGUCACAAAAAUACUUCGACGUUUCUUCAUUGUUUCAAAGCAGUGUGUUGCUUAUUGUCCAGCUGUUCAGACCUUUGCCUCUGAACCUGCCAAGCCAUUUUUACUGGAAAAGCCCAUGCCCUUCCUAUACAUAAGAUGCUGUACAGAAUCUUUAUGCAAUAUGGAGGGACCUGAUGUCUCAGAAGACACAUUCCGAGAGCAGGUUGGAAGAGCCUACAAGAAGAAGUGCAGCCACAUAGUGUCCACCCUCCUCACAGUCUUGUCCACUGCCUUUGCAGGCUUGGGCAAGCUCUGAGAUGCAGGGACCUGUGCUGUCUUCUGUAGCAUGAAUUCACUGCUGAUUGUCAGCACCUGUUGCAUUAA
Messenger RNA from Fukomys damarensis (Damara mole-rat), 721 nucleotides. RefSeq names its product lymphocyte antigen 6 family member K (gene Ly6k). The transcript is spliced from 4 exons. Gene Ontology annotation, biological process: binding of sperm to zona pellucida. Lineage: Eukaryota; Metazoa; Chordata; Mammalia; Rodentia; Bathyergidae. The record is from RefSeq and is a predicted model, not a curated record. Gene Ontology annotation, cellular component: acrosomal vesicle. The coding region runs from base 135 to 653 and encodes 172 amino acids.